Molecule: messenger RNA, 857 nt
Organism: Aspergillus alliaceus
Lineage: Eukaryota; Fungi; Ascomycota; Eurotiomycetes; Eurotiales; Aspergillaceae
Exons: 2
Coding region: 381-713 (110 amino acids)
Source: RefSeq, a predicted model, not a curated record
AUCGAAAUGGCAUCCGGUCCUCAGUAGGCUACGUACGUGUAGCUGAUACAGUACCAUUCUGCCCAUCUUUCCCCUGAGAUCACAACAAUACUAAUACUAUGUGGCUCAAAAGCUUCAUUUUUUGUUGGUGGUGCAGAACGUUGAAAUCGGGCGGCAGGCGGGAAAGGGCAGCAACGUUAAUGCUUGGCUUCAGGUACUCGGCUCAGCUCGCGGAGGCAUUCCCAGACACAGAGCAUCUCUGAUGUAGAAUGUAAAUAUGCGGUAGUUUGGCUUCAAGAGAAUUGGACUCGUUUUUCCAGUCGGUUCCUCUUAGGUUCCUAGGUAGACCUUAGCCGUAUUGACAUCAUGUUCAAGUGGGAUGUGCUGGAAUAUAUGUUGAAAUGAUAGAGCUAUGGGUCAGAUUCAUAGGUCCAACAUUUCUGAUAAAUGGGGUGUUUUGGUGCUCUACCCUCUUAAAUAUGUACAACUUGUAUCUUAGAUUUUAUCCAGAAUUUUGCUAUAGUGGUACUCUCCGUGAAUCGAACCAGAAAUUAUGGCACCGGAGGAUAUGGAUGUUUUAUUUUAGAAAAUGGGCCGCAGAUAAUGACUUUACAGGCACGUUAACUUUUGUAACUGUGCCACUGAUGGAUGUAACAGCGAAUAUUCUGAACAAUGCAACAGCUGUGCAUUCUAGCCCCGGAAGGCUCCAGGGGAAUUCCACGUACUUCGUAUAGUGCUAUCUCAGGCGCUGCGCCACUCGAUUGUUGCACUAGCCCCAGAUUUGAACUUCAAGCCCAUCACAGUCAGACUUGGCGUGAUCAAGCUCGUUCGACUUAUAGACGUUGUGGACUUUGCAGGUCUACAGGGCUUAUUGGGAC